AUGUUUAAAAGAAAAACUGCAAAAUAUCUGAAAGAACUUGAAUCAUCAUUAUUAAAGUUACGUAAUAUUAUCGAUGAUGAAAAAGAAUAUGUAUUUGAGAGAAGAAAUAUGACUGAAGCAGAAAGAGUCUUGAUUGAUCAAGAAAUCGAUGAAACUUUUCAGAUUGUUAGAUAUGAAUUUCAACCAGAUUUUGAAAAAAAAAUUGAACAAGAAACUUUAAAACGGUUAAAGAGAAGGUAUCCAGAUCAGAUUCAAAAGAUUAAUAAGAAACCAAGAGUUGAAAAAGCAAAAGUUAUCAUUUUAACAGGUGGAAUCGGAGUUGGAAAGACUACAUUUGGAGAAAAAUUUGCAAAAUAUCUAGAAGAUGAAGGAUUUAGAGUAUACCGACCAGUUGAGACAUCAUUAAAAAUAAAACGCGAAUUAGAUUUAUUCUAUAAAGAUGUUGAGGGUCGUGCUUUGUUUUUUCAACAUGUAAUUUUAGAAACUUACAAGAAAGAAGUAGAAAAGAUAAAUCAAUUAACUGGUUAUGAUUAUGUGAUCUUUGAUCGUACACAUAUUGAUACUGAAGUAUUUACUCAUCUUAACAUUAAAGAACAAGAUGUUUUAGACUAUUUACAUGAGAGAAGAUUAGAAAUCGAUCUUAAAAAUAUUUACAAGGUUAUUUAUAUCAAACCAAAAAUCGAGAAUAUAUUGAAACGACAAGAAAAAAGAAAUCGACCAGGAGAAACUACAGAUGUUGAGUAUUUAACAAAGUUGUAUCAAGAAUAUGAUUCCAGAAUCAUGAAAAUGUAUCCUGAACAUAUCAUGUUCGAGAAUGAUUGCUCUAACAAAGAGGAUCAUAAACCAGCUGAUUGUUGUUUUAAAGAGUAUAAUUUAAUGUUUGAAAAACUUAUUUCAUAG
Messenger RNA from Scutellospora calospora, 900 nucleotides. NCBI's taxonomy places the organism in Eukaryota, Fungi, Glomeromycota, Glomeromycetes, Diversisporales, Gigasporaceae. The record is from the annotation of a GenBank genome assembly.